Prunus persica (peach) is the source of this 3060-nucleotide messenger RNA. Its product is annotated as probable serine/threonine-protein kinase MARK-A. Gene Ontology annotation, molecular function: microtubule binding. The coding region runs from base 836 to 2941 and encodes 701 amino acids. The record is from RefSeq and is a predicted model, not a curated record. Lineage: Eukaryota; Viridiplantae; Streptophyta; Magnoliopsida; Rosales; Rosaceae. The transcript has 9 exons.
CAAGUAGGCAGGUGCAACCGUGCAAGUUCAGAGCUUUCGGCAUGUUUUUGGUGAAGCUAAAUUUGUAGCAGAUGCUCUAGCUAGCUCUUGGUAAUAAGUUUGCAAAUUCCGUCUGAUGUUGCUAGGAAAGUUAUAUUUGAUGCUUGUGGUAUUGGUUUCUCGUCGUAGUUUUCUUUUGUUUGUUUUGGUCUUCGCAAAAAAGGAGGUCCAUAUUAAUUCCUUAUUACUACAGAAAGCUGAGGAACCCUAUUGAUAUGUCUUGGAAAUUGAAUGCUUAAGAAGGAAUUUGUUGGGAUCUAAUCUGCACCAAAAAAUGCACAUCAUGCAUGUUAUAAAAGAAAAGAAAUUGUUUACCCCAAAAAAGAAAGAACAUAAAUUGGAAAGACCCCAAUUUUGUGGUAAAUAAUUGGUUGACAAUAAUGAAAGUCGCAAUUGCAUGCAUAAUUAAUGGUUGAUCGUUCUGGAAACUAUAAAAACGUCGAGAGGAGCCACUGAUAGUCAAGUCGGAGAGAUUCUCACUGAUGGUUUUUACCCAAAAAAGGAAAAAAAAAAUGUAAUCAUAAGUUUGUGGGACAAAGAAAGGACAGGGGAUCAGAACUUGCGCUCCAUUUCAAUGAGUUUGUACGCAAACUAAAACCCAAUAUUAAAUCAGCCGUUUCAGUUUCGGUAUCGCCAGUGCCAGUGAUCUCUCUUUAAUCAAUUCCCCAAAACGUAAUCUUUCACAUUAUUUUUCACUUUGAAUUUUUUCCCACUACAACUCUGUCUCCCUCUCUCCCUGUCUCUCCAAGAAGACGAGAACCCAGUAAUAUUUGACUUGUAGUUGAAGAAGCUCCCCAUGAAUACCAUGUCCUCCAGUGGAGAUAUUCAAGAACUUGGCUUUCCAGAUGACAGAGAGAAGCUUGAUGGGUUUAGGCUGUUCAACUCUGGGAGCUCACAGGACGCCAAGAAUGCAGCAAAUUAUACCAAUUUUAAUGUCCGCAACAGUUUGGCUUGGGACAGUGCCUUCUUCACAAAUCCAGGAGUUUUGGACCCUGAGGAGCUGCUUCAGACUAUGAAUUCUCGAAAUACCGGCAAUGCAUUUAACUUUCUUGGACAAGAGGAAGAGAUACUAUUGCCUUCUGAGUCUCUGGAACCUGAAAGAACAAGAAAACCCAACAACUACAAUUUUCGCAAAAGUUUGGCUUGGGAUAAUGCCUUUUUCACCAGUGCAGGGGUUUUGGAUUCUAAGGAAUUGUCUAUAGUGAACAGAGGGUUCAGGAAAUGUAAAGCAAAUCAACUUCCUGGGAUUGAAGAAGUUUGGAGGUCUACCGAGUCAAUCUCUACAAUAAAUAGUGGCUGUUCCUCCUUGGCAAGCCUUGAGUUUGAACUUUUUGAAGAUAACAGAUCAUCUGUGCAAAAACCAACAUCAAGUGUCAAACUGAAAAAAGGAGGAGGUAUGCAAAAUAUGUACACUUCAAAGAAACCUGAUGCUUCCUCUCGGAUGAGGAUGAAAUCCAUGCCGGCAUCCCAAAGGCAAAGUCUUAAUGUGCAUAGACCGCAGAGGAUCUUAAAGGAGGCUUCUGUUUCUUCACAAAAACAGGUUGCUGCUGGAAGUGAGAAAUUGAAUUCAUCUGCAUCUCGUAAACCACCGAAGAUAUCAAGUCGGGUUAAUGAACCUUCAACAGCUGCAGCCAAAAGGGCUUGUUUGGGUGGAAAUUAUGCCAAAAUGGGAACUGCAAAAGCUGCACCUGGGCAAUCUAUGACUUUGUCAAAGAAGCCUUGCAUGGGGGUAUCCUGCAGUGUCAAUGAUAGCUUUACACCAUCCCCUAAAUCUCUUUCAUCACAUUUUCCCACUAUCACACAUGAGUCUGGGGCUUAUUGUUCCCCCUAUAAAGGCUUCUGGAAUGCUUCAGUAGACACUGCUGGUAAAUCUCCCUUCAAUUCAAGAAGACAAGUUGAUCCGUCACUUGUCAAUUCGGCUUCCAAAGGUUUUACCAUGGGAACUCCUCCGCGAUCCACGAAGACAAACAAGGAUGAACUGGAAAAUUCUUCUCACCCUUCUAGUUUAUUUUUCACUCCGAAGUCUUCCUCUCAUACAUCACCUGCUAGUUCCCUUGAUGGACGUUCUUCAGUAUCAUCAUCAACUUCUGUGAAUCAAAGAUCUAAGAACUCUGAGGUCAGUCUAGAAAUACUCUGCAGGCAGGUUUCUUUUGAGAGUGAUGUCUCUCAGGCAUCAGAUGUGGAGAGCCAUUCGCAUGAAAAGCCCUGCACUGGAUAUGGAAAUCAGAAAACAAGGCUCCUAAAUCAACGUGAAGCAAAGAUGUCAGUGGGAAGUGGCUCUGUUUCUAGCAAUAUUUGUAAACAUAUCAAGCCCUCGUGUCUCCGAGUGCCAUCACCGAAGAUUGGUUUUUUUGAUGAGGAGACUUCUUUCGUGCGAUCAAGUGGCAGCAUGCCGUGCCAUUCUGGUGUACAAAGCAUAGUGUCUAGAAGUGCAACUGGCAAAAGUAACAACAAUGGAGCUGCAAGUCAAUAUGGCAAGCUUCAAACUCCUAGAACUUUAGAUGGGGGGCAUGGGACAAGGAAUACAAAGCUUGCAUCGCGUAAAACUGGAUCUCCAUGCCCUGCUUUUGGCAUCAGUCCUCGGCGUCCAGCACACAUUGGAGUUCAAAAUGCUUCCCUUAAUGAGCUUGACAUGAAGAGGGCCAUUAAGACUCAUGCUGCCAUGACUUCAGAAGUUGAGAAUGAUUUGCCCCACAAAGUGAACACGAAAAAAUGCUUGAGAACUGAAGAUAAUAUUGGGAUGGUGGUCCUCAAGAAGGUGAACAGCCAAGAUACCAAAGAGAAUGAAGACCCCAACAUGCCCUGUCCUGGAAAUAACCUUUGCACCCUUCAAAAUGAUUACUUCAAAGACCAAAUUGAUGCUUUAACUAAACAUGUUGGUGCCAUUGAUCUUGGCUUGUAAUUUGGCUUUAACAAAAUUCAGAGAAUGCCAAUUCUCAUUGGGCUUGAAAUCCUUCUGUGAACAAAAUACCAGUUGUUCUAAUAAUUUUGUGAAAAUUUGUUCUCUUGUAACCAACUGAU